AUGCCUGCUGAUAGGCCUAGGGCGAAUAAUGCUAUUGCUACACCGAUUGCGAUUCCGCUGCCCACGGAAAGUCCAUUGUUGGAUGAGGAUGUAUUUGCCGGUUGUGGGGUUUGCAGAGAUGAGCUCGAUGAUGUUUGUGUUGAUGUCUCUGAAUCGGAUGAGGAUGUAUUUUCUGGCUGUGUGGUUUGCAUAGGUGACCUUGGUGACGUUUGUGUUAAUGUUGCUGAAUCGGCCCCGGACCCCAAGGUUGCUGUGGAUGUAGCGGUCAUAGAUGGAGUAAUAGAGGGAGCAGCUGCCGCCGAAGAAAAAACUUGCAAAUCACUUGCUUGCCACCAAAUGGGUAUUCCAUCACCGAAAAUGAUAUAUGGAGAUCCAGAUGCCCUGGUCGUGAGAGGUGUAUUGGCAUCAGUUGAAACCCAUGAAUUUAAAGCGUUUAGUGAAGGAUUAAUAUAG
Messenger RNA from Sclerotinia sclerotiorum 1980 UF-70, 453 nucleotides. RefSeq lists its product with no specific name. The transcript has a single exon. The record is from RefSeq and is a predicted model, not a curated record. Lineage: Eukaryota; Fungi; Ascomycota; Leotiomycetes; Helotiales; Sclerotiniaceae. The coding region runs from base 1 to 453 and encodes 150 amino acids.